AGGUUAAUCUGAGAGAGAGAUUUGCUAGUGUGAAAAUAGAAAUACUAUACUCCCUCCUCCUCCUUCCUUCCUUGGUUACUAUACAGAAGAGAAAAGAAAGAGAGAGAGAGAGGCGGGAGGGAUUGCUUCUUCUUCUCUAUCUAUCUUAUCUAUUUUCAUCAUCACUUCAGUCCAGAGUUCGUUUCCCUUUUCUAUUUACUACUACUACUUACUCUAUAAAUGGAAAUUUGGAUACUCAGAUCCACGAAUUUCAAUCUGUUUAUUUUUUUCCUUUCUGUAAUCAUCACUUUUUGAUUCCAAGAUGUUAUAUAACCCAUUCAAACUCAUUUUCUUACAAUAACAUCUUUCGUUUUUUCUUAUUUAAAAUAAAUUCAAAUUUCUAAUUUUUUUUUUUUUUUUCUCUCUUUCCUCUUUCAGAUCUAAUCUGAAACACACCAAGAGACGUGAGAUUUUUUUUUUUCCUCUGUAUUUUAAGCUCAUUUUCUGCAGAUCUUGAGAUCCAAUCUCUUUCACGGAGCUUCAAGUCUGUCUAUCAGGUUCGGUUACGAGAUCUACUUGUAUCAUUAAUUUUUUUUCCCUCUCUCUCUCGAGAUUUAAAGUCUUCUCCAGCAAGUAUAGCUUGUCAAUCGUAGUUGAUCAUCGUUGACUUGUGGGAGUUUCGAGGGUUGGGUUAUAUAUGUAAGCAGUUUUUGGAUUUGUUUGGUGUGGACUUGUUGAGUAGAGACUAGUAGUAGUUACUCCAUCUUCUUUCAUCUCUAAAAGCUGAGAUUUUUAGGUUCGAUUGUCCUCUCUCUGGUAUUGCAUGUGUAUGCACUAUUCAUUCUUAUUUGUUUCUGAAGAAGGAUGAAUUACUUUCCUGAGGAGGUUUUAGAGCAUGUAUUCGAUUUCUUAACGUCUCACCGAGACCGGAAUGCGGUGUCUUUAGUAUGCAGAUCCUGGUAUAUGGUGGAGAGGUUUAGCAGGGAAAAGGUAUUCAUAGGGAAUUGUUACGCAAUCAGUCCGGAGAGGUUCAUUGCCAGGUUUCCUAGGGUUAGGUCCCUUACGCUCAAAGGAAAGCCCCAUUUUGCUGAUUUCAAUUUGGUACCUCAUGAUUGGGGUGGGUUUGUUUGCCCUUGGAUUGAGGCCAUGGCAAAGAGGGGUAUCAAUUUGGAGGAGCUUAGGUUGAAGAGGAUGGUGGUCUCCGAUGAAAGCCUUGAGCUGCUUUCUCGAUCCUUCCUAAAUUUCAAGUCUCUGGUUUUGGUUAGCUGUGAAGGCUUCACCACCCAGGGCCUUGCUGCCAUAGCCUCCAACUGCAGGUUUCUUAGGGAGCUAGAUUUGCAAGAAAAUGAAGUUGACGACCAUAGAGGCCAGUGGCUCAGCUGCUUUCCUGAUAAUUGUACAUCUCUCGUCUCCUUGAAUUUUGCAUGCCUCAAAGGAGAAGUCAAUUUGACAGCCCUUGAGAGGCUAGUGACAAGAUGUCGUAACCUUAAAAGUCUAAGGUUAAACCAUGCAGUGCCACUUGACACUCUUCAAAAGAUUCUGGUGCAAGCACCUCAAUUGGUAGACUUGGGUACAGGGUCUUAUGUCCAUGAUCCAGAUUCAGAGACAUACCAAAAAUUGAAGAAUGCCAUCCAGAAGUGUACUUCAAUUAGGAGCUUAUCUGGAUUUCUGGAUGUGGCUCCUCGCUGCUUGCCUGCUAUUUAUUCGAUUUGCUUGAAUCUGACUUCAAUGAACUUGAGCUAUGCUCCAGGGAUUCAUGGAACCGAGCUUAUAAAGCUAAUUCGUCACUGCAGGAAACUUCAGCGCUUAUGGAUAUUGGAUUGUAUCGGGGAUAAAGGUCUCCAUGUUGUGGCUUCAGCUUGUAAAGAACUGCAGGAAUUGAGGGUUUUUCCGUCUGAUCUACAUGGGGUUGGGCAUGCUGCUGUAACCGAAGAUGGCUUGGUUGCUAUAUCUGCUGGUUGCCCCAAGCUUCAUUCGUUGCUGUACUUCUGCCAGCAGAUGACUAAUGCUGCCCUCAUAGCUGUAGCCAAGAAUUGUCCCAAUUUUACCCGCUUCAGAUUAUGCAUCCUUGACCCCAUUAAACCAGACCCUGUGACAAUGCAGCCACUUGAUGAAGGUUUUGGGGCAAUUGUUCAGUCAUGCAAGGGUCUGAGGCGGUUGUCACUCUCUGGUCUUUUAACUGACCAGGUUUUCCUUUACAUCGGAAUGUAUGCUGAACAACUUGAAAUGCUUUCAAUUGCAUUUGCUGGUAAUAGCGACAAGGGAAUGCUUUACGUGUUGAAUGGGUGCAAGAAGCUUAAAAAGCUAGAGAUCAGGGACAGCCCAUUUGGUAAUGUAGCACUUCUAACGGACGUGGGAAAGUAUGAGACAAUGCGAUCCCUUUGGAUGUCGUCCUGUGAAGUUACCCUUGGAGGCUGCAAGACGCUGGCAAAGAAGAUGCCCAGGCUCAAUGUGGAGAUAAUAAACGAAAUUGAGCAGACAGUGGCUAGCGCUGAUGAGAGAGAGAAGGUAGAGAAGAUGUUCCUAUAUCGAACGUUGGUUGGGCCCAGAAGAGAUGCACCGGAUUUUGUGUGGACGUUGUAGAAGCAUCCUGGCUGCGCUACGGUACGUGUGUUGUGACUCUACCAGCUAUUUCUUGUUAUCAAGUAGUUCCAGAUGAAUCAAUGUAUGGAUUAAUAUUUUUAGUUUGAUGAGGAAUCAGGGUUAUAUUAUUAUUGAUUUAUCUAUGAGGUAUUUUCUACUCUGUAAUCCUUUCUAGUAUUAAUAUCGAGGUUUGUAUUAACAAUAUUAGCAUUGGCAAACCCUAUGCAUAAAGUUGUAGAUUUGGAAUUUGUUGAUUGGUU
This is a messenger RNA of Cornus florida, 2822 nucleotides long. Its product is annotated as protein AUXIN SIGNALING F-BOX 2. Gene Ontology annotation, biological process: SCF-dependent proteasomal ubiquitin-dependent protein catabolic process. Gene Ontology annotation, molecular function: protein binding. Bases 844 to 2562 code for a protein of 572 amino acids. Lineage: Eukaryota; Viridiplantae; Streptophyta; Magnoliopsida; Cornales; Cornaceae. The record is from RefSeq and is a predicted model, not a curated record. The transcript is spliced from 3 exons. Gene Ontology annotation, cellular component: SCF ubiquitin ligase complex.